CACUGUGCGUAACCUGACAGCGACCAGCGUCAAAUAUGGGUUUGACAGCUCGAUGUCAUCGCCCCCAGUUCUGAAGCGUAAACAAUCCCGUUGUUUGUGCUGCGGAUUCGCACGAUAACUUACCCUUCGUCGCAGGCGCUUCGCUUUCGCUUCGCAUUUGUGCACAAAGGGGGUCGUCCGGUGACUUCUGCAAACGGGGCACAGCUAUGAGAAGAAGCAAUUAGACCCCUCAACGGUUAGCAAACGGUAGUGCAUUUCUCCCCUGAAAAGAGUGUACGUGUGUGUGUUGCUGAUAAUAGCCGCACAGGUACAUGGGCAACCGCGGAUAAGGCACGGAUAUGCUCACGUCGAAAAUUACAAAAAUUGGCAAAGUGGUACUAUGCGGCGGCAAGGGCGUUGGAAAGACGGCAAUGCUGGAGCAGCUCAUCUACGGCCACGUUACGAUCGAUUCGGAGCUGCACAGCACGAUCGAAGACACGUACGUGGCCAGCGUGGACACUGGGAAGGGCAGUAGGGACAUGCUGCGCAUUUACGACACGGCCGGACUGCAGGGGAAUGUGCAGCUGCCCCGCCACUAUCUCCUGUUUGCCGACGCGUUCGUGCUGGUGUACGAUCCGAGCGAUCCGGCCAGCUUGGAUCUGCUGGCCGGUAUUAAAAGUGAUAUCGACAAGUACAAGGAUAAGAAGGAGAUGAUAAUUAUUGUGAUAGCCAACAUGCACUCACGGCAUCCGCGGUCGGCGGGCAACGGUGCGCCGACCGGUACCGUACCGCAGUCCCCCAACGGGAACUUGUACCACAGCACCAGCAACGGUAGCCAAAUCAGCAACAACGAUCUAAUUGAGUCCAAUCUCAACCGCGCCAACAAUUGGUGCGCCCGGGAGCGCAUCAAGCACUACACGGUGAACGCGAUGGAGCGGGCCUCGCUGUACGAACCGUUCAUCCAGCUGGCGAUACGCCUCUACCCGACGCAAACCAAAAGCUCCUUCCCCCAGCUUCGACAGCUCACGCAGAAAACGUCCAAGGUGGACAACAGCUAGUUGCAGCGCGCGAUUGCAGCAGCAGCAGCAGCAGCAGCGGAGAAGAGCUUUAUUUAUGUGUUAGUGCAGAUUACUAGUGGACGGCUGCUGCUGCUAAUUAGGGCUGUUGAGCAUAGUGAAACCAAAAAAGCAAGCAAAACAUUCACUACUUAAUUGCCGUAUCGAAUAUGCAUACCUGUGUAUGGGUAUGACACCGUGAUGGCAGGAUGAAACGAGGAUCGUACGAUUGUAUUUAGUAAACCUUUAACUACUUAGCGGGAUCGGCAAUAUUCAUUGCUUUCUUUGUAGCAUUCGCAUUUUUUCUGCUGUCUCGCCAGCAGCUCUCAUAGUGAUGUGAUUUGCUAUUUAUAUUGUUUACUUUAAAAUUUAGAGUAAUAUUUUAUUUAUUCACUAUUUUCCUUCCUCAAUGCUUUUAUUUCUCCGCUCUUUGUGUUGAGAAUAGUGGUCGAAUGAAUGAGUUUUGGGAUUAUAUUGAUUUUUUAAAAUUACAAAUGAGCUGAAAUGUGAAGGCAUUUAGUGUGAUUAAAUUCUCUUUUGCUUAAAAGGUUUUUUACAGGUUUUUUUGCUUACAGAAAUAACAGGAAAUGACGAAAUUGGUUAUUAAAAGUAUAAGUUAAAAGUUAUAAGUAUAAGUAUAAAAGUUAAGUUAUUUGUGUGGAAGGUAUUUUGCACCGUUGGCGGAAUUUAUCCACUUAUCCAAGUCCAUUGAUCCACAGCCAUUCAUAAUUCAGCUUGUGUAUUAAAGAAAUAUUAACUUUAAAUCAAUUAAAUUCAUUCUACCACUAAUCCCGCAGCUUAAGAGCGGAUGUAGCAGCGCAUGCUGCCAAAACUGCAAUUAUAUUUUACGUUUCUUUACAACAAAAAAGUAUCUGUGAGACACACUUUUCGUACUUAAGCAGGAAAAAAAAACAAGUAAGAAUGCAAUCUGUAGCUGUAUAAGAAAACAAAACAAACUGAAUCGGGUACAUUAAAGUGUAAUAAAACCACAAUUUUCAAUUAUAAUGCCAA
This is a messenger RNA of Anopheles gambiae (African malaria mosquito), 2045 nucleotides long. It is a transcript of the gene kappaB-Ras, whose product is annotated as NF-kappa-B inhibitor-interacting Ras-like protein. Gene Ontology annotation, biological process: canonical NF-kappaB signal transduction. The record is from RefSeq and is a predicted model, not a curated record. The transcript is spliced from 3 exons. Gene Ontology annotation, molecular function: GTP binding; GTPase activity. Lineage: Eukaryota; Metazoa; Arthropoda; Insecta; Diptera; Culicidae. Bases 339 to 1037 code for a protein of 232 amino acids.